This is a messenger RNA of Cheilinus undulatus (humphead wrasse), 1114 nucleotides long. It is a transcript of the gene hoxc13a, whose product is annotated as homeobox C13a. The record is from RefSeq and is a predicted model, not a curated record. Bases 1 to 921 code for a protein of 306 amino acids. Gene Ontology annotation, biological process: regulation of transcription by RNA polymerase II. Gene Ontology annotation, molecular function: RNA polymerase II cis-regulatory region sequence-specific DNA binding; DNA-binding transcription factor activity, RNA polymerase II-specific. The transcript is spliced from 2 exons. Lineage: Eukaryota; Metazoa; Chordata; Actinopteri; Labriformes; Labridae.
AUGACGACUUCGCUGGUUCUGCAUCCACGCUGGGCGGACACCUUGAUGUACGUUUAUGAAAAAAGCCCGAAUGAAAACACCCAGAAUAAAAACCAAACAAUGGAGGGACUGAGCAGUAAUUGCCCUGCGACCCACUGCAGGGACCUGAUGUCGCACCCCGCGCUGGGACGACAUUCUGGCACCAUAGCGUCCCACCAGGGCUCCGUCUACUCGGAUAUUUCCUCUCCGGACACCGGCCGGCAGUGUCCCGCUCCACAGACAUCCUCCAGCGCGUCUUUGAGCUACGGCUAUCCGUUUGGAAACCCUUAUUACGGCUGUAGAUUAUCCCACUCGCACAACGUGAACUUGCAGCAGAAGCCCUGCUCAUAUCAUCCCGCAGAGAAAUAUGCCGAGCCCAGCACAGCGCUACCCACGGAGGAACUGUCUACCAGGGCCAAAGAGUUUGCCUUCUACCCGAGUUUCGCCAGCUCAUAUCAGGCUGUUCCAGGAUAUCUCGACGUGUCCGUGGUGCCCGGUAUCAGUGCCCACUCUGAGCCGCGGCACGACGCCCUGAUCCCCAUGGAGGGCUACCAGCACUGGGCUAUCUCCAAUGGCUGGGAUGGGCAGGUGUACUGCUCCAAAGAGCAAACGCAGUCCACUCAUCUUUGGAAAUCACCUUUUCCAGAUGUCGUGCCACUGCAGCCUGAAGUCAGCAGCUACCGUCGUGGGCGUAAAAAGCGCGUCCCAUACACCAAGAUCCAGCUAAAGGAGCUGGAGAAGGAGUACGCAGCCAGCAAGUUCAUCACCAAAGACAAGAGAAGGCGCAUCUCGGCCGCCACCAACCUCUCAGAGCGCCAAGUCACCAUCUGGUUCCAAAACCGGCGGGUCAAGGAGAAAAAAUUCGUCAGUAAAUCCAAGAACAAUCACAUGCACACCACUUGAUAAGAUCAGCAACCUCUCUGAAAACUGCUACUCAUAUCUUCCAAAAACAUCACUCCAUAUAUUUACCUCUUGCAUCGGAAAUCGUGGCUGGAGAACAUUUUGGCUGAGUGUUUUUCUUUCUUAUUUUUUUAACUUCCAUCUUCUUCCAUCGACCAUACCAAACCCCCUUCUGUUUUCAUUUAAGAGAAAAUAC